CAGCAGGUGAGACUCUCCGACCCCAUCUCCUCAGCUUCCUGGGCUACGGACUCCUGCCCCGGGCAUCCUGCCCCUCCGCCUGACCCCGGCCCCUCCUGUGCCUCCUGUCUGGGCCCCGGCCUGCUGGGGCUUGGCCUUGGUUCUCCCCAUGACACGACCUGGACGUCUCCGCCUCCCGAGGGUGCGCAGCAGCCCUCGCCUCCUCCUUCUGGGGAUGCUGCUGGACCUGCUGUCUGGGGCCCAGGGGCUCCCUGGUGUUGGCCGCCCUCCCUCUGCGUCUCAGGCUGCCCAUCAACACUUCACCCAAGGCACCCUCAAACCUGCUGCUCAUCUCGUUGGAGAUCCCAGCAUCCAGAACUCACUGCGCUGGAGAGCAAACACAGAUCAUGCCUUCCUCCACCAUGGCUUCUCUUUGAGCAACAAUUCCCUCCUGGUCCCCACCAGUGGCCUCUACUUUGUCUACUCCCAGGUGGUCUUCUCCGGGAAAGGCUGCUCCCCCAAGGCCACCACUGCUCCUCUCUACCUAGCCCACGAGAUCCAGCUGUUCUCCUCCCGGUACCCCUUCCACGUGCCUCUCCUCAGUGCCCAGAAGUCCGUGUGCCCAGGGCCGCAGGGCCCUUGGGUGCGCUCAGUGUACCAGGGGGCUGUGUUCCUGCUCACCCAGGGAGACCAGCUGUCCACACAUACAGAUGGCAUCUCCCACCUAUUCCUCAGCCCCAGUAGCGUCUUCUUUGGAGCCUUCGCUCUGUAGAACUUAGAAAAAUCAAAAAAGAAAAAACAAUUAGUUUCAAGGCCUACUCCCUAUUUUGCCUCCAUUCUGACAGUUUCAAGGGUCACCACCAUCUCUCCUUUGAUCAUUCCAACAGUCUCAAUUCUUUCCCUACUCACAUCACCUGGAGCUUCCAAAGAAGGCAUUCUAAGCACCCCAGGGGACCACACCUUCCUGAACCACCCCGGAUGCUUGGCUGAGGAUUUCACACCUGCCUAGAAAUUCCCAGCCCAGAUCUGUCUGUCUGUCCUGCCAAUCUAGAUGGGAGCCUAGAUCCGGACAUGGAGGAGGAGCUUGGGUGAAUGACUGGAGGCAGGGAGGGGGGAUUAUUUAUGAAGGCAAAAAAAAAAAAAAAAUUAAGUUAUUUAUUUAUGGAGGAUGGAUAGAGAGAAAUAGUAGAGGGACAUUAGAAGAGAAAGAAAUAAACAGACCCAAGAGAUAAGGAGUGAGGGGGUGUCAGCACUAGAUUGACCUAGAGAGAGAGAGAAAAAGUACGUCUGAGGGACCAAGGGGCUCUAAAGGAAGUGAAAGACUCUUAAGAGUCAGCCGCUGCUUGACUUGACACCCCAUGAGGAGAGAUCCGUGCCCUCAACAAAGCCAAUAAACUUUUUUUCUCUGAAA
Messenger RNA from Choloepus didactylus (southern two-toed sloth), 1390 nucleotides. RefSeq names its product lymphotoxin alpha (gene LTA). Gene Ontology annotation, cellular component: membrane. Gene Ontology annotation, biological process: immune response. Lineage: Eukaryota; Metazoa; Chordata; Mammalia; Pilosa; Megalonychidae. The record is from RefSeq and is a predicted model, not a curated record. Gene Ontology annotation, molecular function: tumor necrosis factor receptor binding. Bases 149 to 751 code for a protein of 200 amino acids. The transcript has 4 exons.